CCGGCCGGGGCUGGGAGCGGCGGGGCUGCGGGAUGGCUUGGGCCGGGCUGUGCGCCCUGCUGGCCGGGUGCUGCCUGGCGGCGGGCAGCGGCCCCGCCGAGGCGGCGGCGGCGGAGGCGGCGGCCAAGGAGCUGGAGUGCAAGCUGAAGAGCAUCACGGUGUCGGCGCUGCCCUUCCUGCGGGAGAACGACCUGAGCAUCAUGCACGGCCCGUCGGCCGCCGAGCCCAAGCUGCUCUUCUCCGUGCGCAACGACUUCCCCGGCGAGAUGGUGGUGGUGGACGACCUGGAGAACACCGAGCUGCCCUACUUCGUGCUGGAGAUUUCAGGCAACACGGACGACAUCCCGCUGGUGCGCUGGCGGCAGCAGUGGCUGGAGAACGGCACGCUGCUCUUCCACAUCCACCAUCAGGACGGGGCCCCCAACCUGCCCGGCUUCGAGCCCACCGAUGAGCCCCAGACUGAGUCGGCGGAGGAGGAGCUGAGGAUCCUCCACAUCUCCGUCAUGGGAGGGAUGAUCGCGCUGCUGCUCUCCAUCCUCUGCCUGGUGAUGAUCCUCUACACCCGCCGGCGGUGGUGCAAGCGGCGCCGCGUGCCGCAGCCCCAGAAGAGCGCCAGCGCCGAGGCGGCCAACGAGAUCCACUACAUCCCCUCGGUGCUGAUCGGGGGUCACGGGCGGGAGAGCCUGCGCAACGCCCGUGUGCAGGGCCACAACUCCAGCGGCACCCUCAGCAUCCGCGAGACCCCCAUCCUGGACGGCUACGAGUACGACAUCACCGACCUGCGGCACCACCUCCAGCGCGAGUGCAUGAACGGCGGCGAGGACUUCGCCAGCCAGGUCACCCGCACCCUGGACUCGCUGCAGGGGUGCAACGAGAAGGCCAGCAUGGACCUCACGCCAGGGAGUGACAACGCCAAGCUGUCCCUGAUGAACAAGUACAAGGACAACAUCAUCGCCACCAGCCCUGUGGAUGCCAACCACCAGCAGGCCACGCUGCUCUCCCACACCUCCAGCAGCCAGCGCAAGCGCAUCAACAACAAGGCGCGAGCUGGCUCGGCGUUUCUUAACCCCGAGGGGGACUCGGGGACGGAGGCGGACACCGAUCCCCAGCUGACCUUCUACACGGACCCCUCGCGGAGCCGGAGGCGCAGCCGAGUGGGGUCCCCCCGCAGCCCCGUGAAUAAGACCACACUGACCCUCAUCAGCGUGACGAGCUGCGUCAUCAGCCUGGUGUGCUCCUCACACAUGAGCUGCCCCCUUGUCGUCAAGAUCACCCUCCACGUCCCCGAGCACCUCAUCGCCGAUGGGAGCCGGUUUAUCUUGCUGGAGGGCAGCCAGCUGGACGCCAGCGACUGGCUGAACCCGGCGCAGGUCGUCCUCUUCUCCCAGCAAAACUCCAGUGGGCCCUGGGCCCUGGACCUCUGCGCCCGCCGCCUCCUCGACCCCUGCGAGCACCAGUGCGACCCCGAGACCGGUGAGUGUCUCUGCUACGAGGGCUACAUGAAGGACCCCGUCCAUAAGCACCUUUGCAUCCGGAAUGAGUGGGGGACCAACCAGGGACCCUGGCCGUACACCAUAUUCCAGCGUGGCUUCGACCUGGUGCUGGGUGAGCAGCCAUCCGACAAGAUCUUUCGGUUCACCUACACCCUGGGGGAGGGCAUGUGGCUGCCGCUGAGCAAGAGCUUCGUCAUCCCUCCGGCCGAGCUGGCCAUCAACCCCUCGGCCAAGUGCAAGACCGACAUGACGGUGAUGGAGGAUGCAGUGGAGGUCAGGGAAGAGCUGAUGACCUCCUCCUCCUUCGACAGCCUGGAGGUCCUCCUCGACUCCUUCGGCCCCGUCCGGGACUGCACCAGGGACAACGGGGGCUGCAGCAAGAAUUUCCGCUGCAUCGCCGACCGCAAGCUGGACUCGACGGGCUGCGUGUGCCCGGUAGGACUGAGCCCCAUGAAGGACGGCACGGGCUGCUACGACCGCCACAUCGGCGUCGACUGCUCCGACGGCUUCAAUGGGGGCUGCGAGCAACUGUGCCUGCAGCAGAUGGUGCCCCUGCCUGAUGACCCCCUGCUCUACAACAUCCUCAUGUUCUGCGGGUGCAUCGAGGACUACAAGCUGGGCAUGGACGGGCGGUCAUGCCAGCUCAUCUCAGAGUCGUGCCCCGAGGCAGGGGACUGCGGUGAGCCCCGCGAGCUACCCAUGAACCAGACGCUCUUUGGGGAGAUCUUCUAUGGCUACAACAACCACUCCAAGGAGGUGGCCCCGGGACAGGUGCUCAAAGGGACCUUUAGGCAGAACAACUUUGCCCGGGGCCUGGAGCAGCAGCUGCCGGAUGGGCUGGUGGUGGCCACGGUGCCCCUGGAGAACCAGUGCCAAGAGGAGCUCUCAGACCCCAUGCCCGACCCCGAGUUCCUCACCGGGAUGGUGAACUUCAGCGAGGUGUCUGGGUACCCGCUCCUGCAGCACUGGAAGGUGCAGUCCGUCAUGUACCACGUCCGGCUCAACCAGCUGACCAUCUCCCAGUCCUUCAGCAACGCGCUCCACUCUCUGGAUGGGGCCACCUCCCGUGGGGACUUCGUGGCGCUGCUGGACCAGUUUGGCAACCACUACAUCCAGGAGGCCGUGUACGGCUUUGAGGAGUCCUGCUCCAUCUGGUACCCCAACAGGCAGGUCCAGCGGCAGCUCUGGCUGGAGUAUGAGGACAUCAGCAAAGGCAACUCCCCCUCGGACGAGUCAGAGGAGCGUGAGCGGGACCCCAAGGUGCUCACCUUCCCCGAGUACAUCGCCAGCCUCUCCGAGUCGGGCACCAAGCGCAUGGCUGCCGGCGUGCGGAUGGAGUGCCAGAGCCGCGGGCGCUGCCCCUCGUCCUGCCCCCUCUGCCACGUCGCCUCCGGCCCCGACGCGCCGGCUGAGCCCAUCCUGCUCGAGGUCACCAAGGCGGCCCCCAUCUACGAGCUGGUCACCAACAACCAGACCCAGCGGCUCUUGCAGGAGGCCACCAUGAGCUCGCUGUGGUGCUCAGGCAGUGGGGACGUCAUUGAGGACUGGUGCCGCUGCGACUCGAGUGCCUUCGGGGCCGACGGGCUGCCCACCUGUGCACCUCUCCCCCACCCCAUCCUGCGGCUCUCCACCGUGCACGAGCCCAGCAGCACGCUGGUGGUGCUGGAGUGGGGGCACUCGGAGCCCCCCAUCGGGGUACAGAUUGUCGACUACCUGCUCCGCCAGGAGAAAGUCACCGACAGGAUGGACCACUCCAAGGUGGAGACUGAGAUGGUGCUGAGCUUCGUGGACGACAUCAUCUCUGGUGCCAAGUCUCCCUGCGCCAUGCCAGCCCAGGUGCCCGACAGGCUCUCCUCCACCAUCUCCCUCAUCAUCCGCUGCCUGGAGCCUGACACCACCUACAUGUUCACCCUCUGGGGUGUCGACAACACGGGGAGACGCUCCAGGUCCAGUGAUGUGACGGUGAAGACACCCUGCCCCGUGGUAGAUGAUGUGAAAGCUCAAGAAAUUGCUGACAAGAUCUACAACCUCUUCAACGGCUACACCAGUGGCAAGGAGCAGCAGACAGCCUACAACACCCUGCUGGACCUGGGCUCCCCCAGCCUGCACCGAGUGCUCUACCACUACAACCAGCACUACGAGAGCUUCGGGGAGUUCACCUGGCGCUGUGAAGACGAGCUGGGGCCCAGGAAGGCUGGCCUCAUCCUCUCGCAGCUGGCAGACCUCAGCAGCUGGUGCCACGGCCUCCUGCAGGAGCCCAAGAUCAGCCUCCAGCGCUCGUCCCUCAAGUACCUUGCCUGCCGCUACAGCGAGAUCAAACCCUACGGGCUCGACUGGUCGGAGCUCAGCCGGGACCUCAAGAAGACGUGCGAGGAGCAGACGCUGAGCGUCCUCUACAACGACUACGGGGACAAGGACUACUGAGGGAUGCAGGCACCCGCCUGCACGCCAGCCCUCCCGGGGCGGCGGGGAGGGUUUUAUAUAUGGACCCACAGCGGGGAGGGGGGGGUGUCUCUGGAGACAAAAAUUGGGACCGGGGAGCAAAAUGGCUGCUCUGCGCAGUUCUGCCUCAGUAUUAGUUUCUUCUUCGGCUUGGCCAAAAGUCUUUCUAGUUAGGAGUCUUGUGGGACCCUGUUUUCUUGGUUUGUUCUGUUCAUGUUGCCAAGAGGUUCCUUAUGGUGGGCACGGGGGCGUGGAGACGGCAGGCUGGGGGGCAUGGCCCUCUGCACCACCCCGUGUCCCUGCCCCAGCCGCAAGGGGCCACUGGUCACGGGAGAAGCACGGUGACACAGGUGGGAAGGGAGAACUGGUGAGACGGAGACGGGGCACGCAGGUCGGGCUGAGAUGCUAAUGGUUAUCGCUGAGCAAAACAGCCACCAGGCAGCCAAGAGGGUGUUUGGGGUGUGGUUUGUUUUUUUUUUUGGUUUAUUUUUACAAUUGUAAAGCAUGAGGUCUGGAUGAGACUUGGCUCAGCUGUGGUGUCAUUGGCCCAGGUGAGGGGAGGAGACAGGGGCGGCAGUGAGCCCAUCUCCUUGGGGCUCCUCUGCCAUGGCCAGAUCCCUGUUGGCUCAGAGACACAGGGUGCUCUCGGGCAGAGGCAGCCUGGCCGCAGGGCCAGCGGUCAGCUGGACAUUGCGAUCUUUUUUCUCGUGGGACCAAACUCCUAGAAAGUCAACUCAAAAACCCCUUCCUUUUUUUUAUUAUUUAUUUAUUUUUUAUUUUUUAACCCACCGUAAUAAAGACUUAGAAGCAAUGACAAGCUAGCGUUUGUCAAACGCUAAAAAACGGAGGCUGGGCUCCGUUCAGAGCAAACCGUUCCCCAAAACCCCGUUACCACUGAUGCUGUUGGAGGCAGCAAACGGCUUCAUUUUAGCCUCAGCUACCAGCCUGGUUUGCAGAGGAGGCACCUCUGGACUUGCCAGCUGUGCACCUUUGAUCUGGACAAGCCAGGAGUCCUGCAGAGAGAUUUUUUACGAUGCCUCUUCAGAACAAAAUUUCCUUUUCAUUUUUCAGUCUUGGCAGGAGCAAUCUUCAGCCUUGUCUCUUUUGAUUUUCCACCUCGUUCCUCGCGGUACCUGCUGAGGACACGGCUUCAGUAUUUGUGCAGCACCGGAGGGGAGGAUGCCGUGGCCCGCAGCCGGUCACGGCCACCGGCACCGCGCCGCAUAAGUCACACAGCAGCCGAUCAGAGCACAUGAGCAUCCCCCUGCAGGACCAUGCUGCAUUUUGCCUUUUCCUCCCCAUGGGCAGAGCUCUCACGUGGGGGCAGCUAGGCUGGGUGGGAGAGCUGCUGGGCGCAGCCACCAGCAGUCAGUAUUACCUGGGCAUCCGAGUGUCAUUUGUGUAAGGAAUUCAUCUGGCAGGGCUCAGCGGGCAAACACCCGAUUUUUGCAAGAAAGAAGUCUACCAGAGUCUUCAGGCUUCCCUUGACAUGUGUUUCCUUCUAUUUUGAUGUGCUAAACGCUGCCAAGGGCUUGGUGCUUGGAGCAAGCCCAGCACCGUCUCCAUGCUCAGGUACACGUGGGCAGGUGCUCCAUUUCCUUUCAGCCACGGGGAAUCUUGGCUAAGACACUUUGGUUCGGUCUCUUUCUCCUUCCAGCUGAUGCUGAGACAUCCUUUAACUUCCAUCCAGGCAGCCGGCCAGCGGUGAGCAAAGGGCACUUCCGCGCAGUGCCUCGGAGGGAUGCUUGGACGGAGGCUGCUCUGGCCCGGAUGCGACUUGGUAGCUGGCCAUGUAAUACCGCUUACGUGGCCUUUAUAGGAAAUGCAGACGGUUUUCCUUUUGGGAGCAGCCUCCUCCCUUGUGUUGCUUACGAGGUGCAGCAGCAGGGGCAGGGGCGCAGCCUGCCAGCCGUGCACCCUGGCUCUGCCAGGAAAACCCCGCGCGCUCAGUGGCUUUUUCACCCGGACACAGAACUUAUCAUGGGGCCCUGCGGAUGUUUCCGUUCUGCUCCCACUCCACUAUUUCUAAGCCCUUGCACGGUCACUUGAAACCCUGCAGAGCCAGGCUGGGCUCUUCCUUGGGUGUUGCCAUCGUGCUCUGGCCACGACGGGUCUCUCCUGCUGGAAAUCCCCACCCGGAGCUCUCCUUUGAGCCCUGCGGUUGGGUGAGGGCUCCGUUGGCUGGGAGAGGGACACCCCGAGGGUGAGGGCGAGGUGACCCACACAAGAUCGGACACCAAGACCCUUGCACGGGGUGGGAUUCAGUGUCACCAGCCCAUGACAGGCACCACUCUGAGGCACCUGGGUGACUGUUGCGGAGUUGCCACACACCUGUCUCGAUGCGGCACAUGCCCAUUUUCGUGGCAGCCCUUGCCUUGUUCAGCCUUUCUGCUUGGUUUCUCUCUCUGGCUUUGCAGCUCAGAAAUUUGCCCAAACUUGUAGGUUUUUUUUGUUGUUGUUGGUUUUUUUUUUUUUUUUUUCCAGAAUCCCUGAGUUAUAGCACAUAUGCUCAUCUCAGACAGCUGCUCAGACAGCCCUGAGGCGUUCCCUUCCCUGCAGAGCUGGAGGACUUCAUCUGCCGAAGGCUCCUGCCCCAAACAGCCACCCCUGGCUCUGCACAGUGUUUCCUCUUGUGGACUCCUGCCUCUUUCCAUGCUGCCAACCACAGGAGAAGACAACGUGUUUUGUCCUUUUCCCAACCUCCCUCACCCUCCUGCCCUCUCUCCUAGUUUUAUUUCCGAAUUAACGAAUGACCAUUCACCUGAGAUGAACCUCUGGGUCAUUAACUUUUCUUUGCUGCACCCGUUCCCCUGUAAUAGCAUUACUACCUUUUACUUGUCGUGCCGUUAUUUAACAUAUAAAGAUGGUUUGGUCCUGUUCUUUAAAAAGAUGGCUACAAUUCAUGUUCCUUGAUGUUAUAUUAAAACUCUAAUGUGACAUUUUACUACUGUAGAUUGAAAGUAGGGUGCUCUAGGGUUGGAUAGCCACACGGCAAGAAAUGCAAAACCCUUCCGGAUUACUUUAAAAAAAAAAAGGUUUUAAAGAACAACAACAACAAAAAGGUCACUAGCACUAUGUACAACUCCAGGUGAUAAUUUAACCGACUAUUAAACGGAGCUGUUAGUAAUCCGUGGCUCUGGCAAUCUGGGAUGUUUGUUUGCAGUUUUGGUCCAGCUGAUGUCAUCUCUUGGGAGCGGAUGAAAAGCUCCCAGGCUUUGAACUCUUCGCCUCUUCACACAAGUUUAGCAUUAGCCCGUCUGCCCACCAGGUUAGCCAAGUCCCAAAGCACGGAAGGACCCUCGCCUCGGUUACCCUUACCUGCUCCACCGGCACAGGAAGGUCCAGAUCCCUUUGGGUUUGGGGGAAGGACAGUGUUAACACACCCUCAGAAAUGGGGCUUUGCUUCACAAACCUUCAUGGAUGCCGGGAAUUUGGGAGUGGAUUCCAAAAAAAUGCCUUUUAGCCUGAUUGUACUCAGAUACAAGGUGGAUGGGAUCAUGCGGUCUGGUGGUCCACCACCCCCUGCUCCACUUGGCAGACCCCUGGCAGAGGACCAGCAGCAUCGAGAACAUCAGCUUCCUACAAGUGAUGCAAAAAGCUGUGCCUGAGCAGGUGUGGGAGACAUAAAGGAUGCCUUAAAAUUCACUUACAAUGCAAUUGAGCAUCCAGAGGCAGCACACUCAUGGCGGCAGGGCCCUUCCCCAAGCCUGCUGCAUGUUGCCACCAGCCCUGCCAGGAGGUGGGAGACCCGGGGGUAGCUGGGGAUUGCUGUGUGCGCAGACAGGAUGCCUGGCAGGAUAUGGGAGAGGGUGGAUUUAGGGGCUAUGGAGCACAAAUCCAUAGGAAACCAGACUUCAUUCCGCUUCAUGGAACAAAUUGACUUUUUUUUCUCUUGCCACUGCUGAAUUUCAGGAAAAUAAGUUAAAACUACACACAAUACUUUCCUUCUACUAUUUUCCAUGCAGCUCACUGCUGUGGCUGCCACCAGCUUGUUGCACAAUGACCUGUGAAGGAGGAGGAAGAAGAGAAAGAGAAGGAGGAGGAAGAGGAAGAGGAGAGAUGCUGCAUGGCAGUGAGAUGGGGUCACAGGCAUGAACUGCUGUGUCAGAAAACCCUGAUGUGAAAGCCACGGGAGAAGGUCACCCCCAACAGGGCAAAGUGGGCUGUAAAGGAUGCACCACUAGCUGAAGGGAAAGGCAGCGUUAGGCCCUGGAGAGGGGGUAGACACAGCCCAGCCUUGCUCCCACCAGUGUCUCCCAGCUCCCCAGAAGCAAGCAGGUGUGAUUCCCUGAUUUUGGCGUUCUAAAAUUAAGAAAAUCUGCCGGUUUAAGUGCCAUUCGGCUCCGUGUGUGUGUGUUGGAAGGGCUGCUGUUGGCCAGCAGACUUUAUUUACCCUCUACAAGGAGGUGCUUGCAGGGAUUUCUUCAUUUUAGAGCAGGCGUGAAUGACAUCUCAGCAUUGCAGCCCUCACGCAAGACACCGUGUCCCCAUGGUGCCAGUAGCCACCUCAUUUUGUAAUUCGGCAUGGACUUCUUGGGCAUCCUAACUGCUGCCAAAGCUUCCCAAAACCCAGUCUGUGCAUCUGGAAGAGCCACCACCCUGCUCGACUGCAUGUCCCCCUUGUCUUGGGGACGCAGGGGCCGGCCUCUCUUCCUUCAAGGCUGGGUGGUUGGUGGGAAGGAGGGGAUGGGAUGGAAAAACUGCUCUUCACUUGGCUACUGCCCUAGACAUCAGCCCUGUUUUGUUUUAAGUGCAAACCCCACAGCUGGAGUGCUGGUUGCUUGGUGGCUCCCUCCCAUGCUUGAGGCUGUGGUGCCUCUUAAUGAAUUGUCCUCCAUGAAAAUCUGGUCCUGGUGGGAAUCUGUGCUCUGGGGACAUCGGGUGUCAUUGGGAACUGCUGUUCCUCCUCCGGGGAGUGGCGAGAGGCUUCCUGCAAAGACCAGGAGCAAAGGAGGGGCUGGUGCUCACCAGGGGGAGGUGUGUGGCUGCUGGAGGAGGAGAGGGAGCAGGGUGUAAAGUCAGGACAAGGGACGUGGCAGAUGGAAGAUAAUGCAGAGGGAGGCUUGGGAUGGGUUGAGCAUCCCCAGCAGGAGCACCCCAGACCCCCCCCGGCAUGCUGUGAAGGGCAGUGAUGGAAGCAGCCCUGCUGUGUCCCCACACCCGGCAUCCCCAGGGCUUGCCGUGGCCUGCCUGCCUUCCAGCAGCAGCAUGAGCCCGGGCGGCUCAGCUUGUUUCCAUCAGCACAUCUGGCUCCAAUUGCUGGCAGAAGGAAGGGCCCCACACACCCAGGCCGCGGUGACAAGGGGACGGGUGUUCAACAGCACCGAGCCGCCCUCGCUCCCCCCCCCCCCCCAGGUGUCUGGUGAUGGAGCAGGGCUCACCCAGCACACAGCCAGUGCGAGGGGCUCUUCCUCGCAUGUUCUCUUCCCAUCGCCCCUCUCUGGGGCUGGGGCCAGUGACAUGCUCAUGCCAGGAAGAAAUUUGGGAUCUUACUGCCUUCUGUAGCCUCAGCGCUGCCCCACAGCAUCCAUCAGCCCCCCAGCCCCCUGCCGUCGCUUGUGUUUUCCAGUCCUUCCCAACCUUUCCGCUCACUCGGCCGUGACUCACCUUCUCCGGCAUCUGCAAGGGAGGCGUGCGGUGGAGGAAAGACAAACAGCUCCUAGCUCGGGUUUGGGCUGCUCAAACCCUGCCGUGGAGCUGCCAGAGGGUGCAGGGGCUCCCUGGGGACCACCCCGCACUGGGGCAGGUGAGCGCUGAGAGCCAGUGUCCCAACAGGGGGACAUUGGCUCGUGGGCUACAGCCGUGGUCUGACGGGGGGAGAGGCUUGGAAUAGUCUCAUUGGCAACAGGAAAGAGAAGCCCUGGAAGCUCUUUUCCCCAAAGUCUA
Molecule: messenger RNA, 9821 nt
Organism: Cygnus olor (mute swan)
Lineage: Eukaryota; Metazoa; Chordata; Aves; Anseriformes; Anatidae
Gene: ASTN1
Product: astrotactin 1
Exons: 23
Coding region: 33-3917 (1294 amino acids)
Biological process (GO): neuron migration; neuron cell-cell adhesion
Molecular function (GO): protein binding
Source: RefSeq, a predicted model, not a curated record